AUGACUCUUUCUUCUCUAUUGCUAUUGUCUUUUCUUUUUCUUUUAUUUUCUUUUUCCAUCCUGCUCUCUGCCAAUAAAUUGCCUGCCCUAAUAAGCCCUACUUUUGCUGUUACUUGUACCUCUGCUGUUGUAGCUGGCCUUUUAUGGUCUUUUAAGGAGGAGAUAUCAUCCUCUGUGUAUAUUCUUUCCUCAUCUCCUCUUGUACUUGAUUCCCUUCUUAAUGAUCUUUGUCGCUUGUUUUUUUUUUUUUUUCAAACAAAUCAACACUUUAUUUCAUUUCUCAAAAAAUUAUUUACAAUGUAA
Messenger RNA from Ilex paraguariensis (yerba mate), 303 nucleotides. The record is from the annotation of a GenBank genome assembly. Lineage: Eukaryota; Viridiplantae; Streptophyta; Magnoliopsida; Aquifoliales; Aquifoliaceae.